Messenger RNA from Diaporthe batatas, 1482 nucleotides. RefSeq lists its product as uncharacterized. NCBI's taxonomy places the organism in Eukaryota, Fungi, Ascomycota, Sordariomycetes, Diaporthales, Diaporthaceae. The transcript has 3 exons. The record is from RefSeq and is a predicted model, not a curated record. Bases 466 to 1041 code for a protein of 191 amino acids.
CUUGGUCCCAUGCAUGGACUGAAUGAACUUGAAAUACACGACUGGCCGUGACACUCGAACUUUCUCUUGAGAGAGACGCUUAUUAAAAAUAAUACACCUAUUUUUUGGAGAACGGAAAUUCGCGCACCCUCAAUCGGAAGGCGCGCACCCAUCUGCUGACUAAGAAGUACUCUAUACAGACUUCUUCUUCCACGAAAGGGCCGGCUGGGGCGAAGGGGGCGAGCCCCGGAGCGCGAAGCAUAGCGGAGGGUCGUGAGUAGGGCCGGUAGGCACGACCCGAGUUCCCAGAGGACCAACCCGCCCUGUUUGUGGCCUCUAAAAUCGCGAAGAACACUUAUUUGUUGAAGUCGUGAGGACUUUGAGGUUCUGUGCUCUGAUUGGCUGAAUAGUAGGGAGGGUGCGCGCCUUCCGAUUCUGGGUGCGCGAAUUUCCGUUCUCAUUUUUUGUACCCCAUAUCCCACGACAAUGACGGACCAAUUCGCUUUCACGUACCCGUCGCCUCUCGCCGGCUACGAGAGUGAGCCCCCGCUGUCGGAAGAGACAUCCGAGGACGGCAAGAGCCUGAGGAAUCCCCAGACCGGAAUCCUCAGCAAGGCAUAUGAGGCCUUCGUCGACCCGAUAGACAAGGGCAGGAGGGGCGGGUUCGACAUCCACAUCUACUACAUGCAGUCACAGCUAGAGUACGCCCGCCAGCUAUACGACAGGAUCAGACGGGAGUUCCCCGAGCUCCGCAUCUACCGCUUCUGGGAGAAGCCGGUCGGCCCCCACCCCUACGCCAUGUUCGAGGUGAACCUCUUCACGCCCGCGCAGUUCGGCGCCUUCGUCCCCUGGCUGGUCAUCUGGAGGGGCCCGCUGUCGGCGCUGGUCCACCCGAACACGGCCCCCGAGGAGGGGGUCGGCGAGUGGGAGACGGAGCUGCGCGACCACACGCAGAGGGCGACGUGGCUGGGCGACAAGGUCCCGCUGGACCUGAGCCUGUUCUAUGCUGCGAUGAGGAAGAAGGAGGCCGAGGAGAAGAAGGGUGCGGAGAGUGCUGCGUGAGAGGGGGGGGGGUGUUUGUGUGUCGGGGUCUCGGGCUGGAAAUUCCACCCUUCUACGGCGUCGUUCUGCGCUGACCAGCUUGAAGCUGCCCGGUGCGAUUCUGGGUCGGGUUUUAAUCAUCGCCGACACGGAUGUAAUAGUAAUCGAUUCGAAUGAUAGAAAGUGGCCGUUCUGGUGGUUCCUUGAUGUGGCUUGUGGCCUGAUCUUACCAGUGCUCUGCGAGCUGGUCGCCUUGGUUGUUCCGGGAUGAAGAGAACAAAUUGCAGAGAGACUUGGCCCUCUAAUACUUGUGAGAGCCGCGGAGAAUUGAAUUCCAAUCGUGAAUCAGGCUGGAAUACUAUGUUAUUGAAUCUAUGAGCUCUAACCAACCCUGCUUUUGCAGUUGAAAUCUCACAGAUUAGUCUCUAUACUGCCCCUGUGGAAUGUAUUGCCAAUUGGAAA